CCCAGUCGCUCCCAGUGCGCCACGAGGAAAGCGCACCCGCUGCGUCUCCGUGCCGGGACACCAGCCGAGCCGCCCUCGCCGCUGCCUCGUCCGUGGAGCCGCUGAGCUUCGCUUAGGCGGAAUCUACGAGUGCCGCGCCCGAGGGCACUGCCGGCUCCAGGGAAGGCGCCGCCCGCAAGGACACCUCUCCGUCCCGCCUGGUCCGCUACUCCGGCCCUCGUCGAGCCCCACCACGCGAGCUGCGAGUCCCGACGUCUCUGGGCGCGCGGGCGCAGCCGGCCCGAGCGAGUCCCUCUGCGGCAUCCCCCUUCCCACCCCCGCUCAGAGCCAACUCCAGCUCGGACCUGGGACUCUCGACGCCGACUGUCAACUACUUCUCACCUCGGGGCUGUGCCUUCCUGCCCGCCCGCGCGUUCUCUCACUGUCCUCCUCCUCCGCUCAGGACGGGGGUGCCAAGAUGCCCCGCUGCUGCCCAGGGCCCUGGGCCGCCCCCGACGUGUGACCCCAGCCUGGUCCCCCUGCUCGGCCGCCCGCCGUCCCCUUGGAGACCCUCGGCUCGGCCCCCGGGGGAGGAGGAAGACGACGAAGAGGCCGAGGGGGUGAUGUCCGGCUCCAAAAGCGUCAGCCCCCCGGGCUACGCGGCGGCGCAGACAGCGACGGCGCCGGCAUCCCGGGGAGGCCCCGAACAUCGCUCAGCUUGGGGGGAGGCCGAGUCCCGCGCCAAUGGCUACCCCCACGCCCCCGGGGGUUCUACCCGCGGCUCCACCAAGAAAUCAGGGGGGCCGGUGACCCCGCAGCAGCAGCAGCAGCGCCUGGCCAACCGCUGGCGCGGGGGCGGCGAGGACGAGGAUGAGCCCCCGCUGGGCGGCGACGACCCCCUGGUCGGGGGUUUCGGCUUUAGCUUCCGCUCCAAGUCCGCCUGGCAGGAGCGCGGCGGUGACGACUGCGGUCGCGGCAGCCGGCGGCAGCGGCGGGGCGCGGCCAGCGGGGGCAACUCGCGCGCGCCCCCUUCAGGCGGUGGCAGCUCGGCAGCGGCGACCGAGGCGGCCGCGAGCGGCACGGAGGUGCGUCCGCGGUCGGUGGAGCUGGGCCUGGAGGAGCGGCGAGGCAAGGGCCGCGCGGUGGACGACCUGGAGGCCGGCGCCGUCGAAGGCGGCGAAGGGUCCGGGGACGGCGGCGGCGGCGGCGGCGGCAGCUCGGCGGGCUCCAGCACGGGGCCUGGCGGCGCGACGCUGUCACUGGGCGCCUGUUGUCUGGCCUUGCUGCAGAUUUUCCGCUCCAAGAAGUUCCCAUCCGACAAGCUGGAGCGGCUGUACCAGCGUUACUUCUUCCGCCUCAACCAGAGCAGCCUCACCAUGCUCAUGGCAGUGCUGGUGCUCGUGUGCCUCGUCAUGCUGGCCUUCCACGCGGUGCGGCCCCCUCUCCAGCUGCCCUACCUGACCGUGCUGGCGGCUGCCGUGGGCGUGAUCCUUGUCAUGGCCGUGCUCUGCAACCGCGCAGCCUUCCACCAGGACCACAUGGGCCUGGCCUGCUAUGCGCUCAUCGCCGUGGUGCUGGUCGUGCAGGUGGUGGGCUUGCUGCUUCCGCAGCCGCGCAGCGCCUCGGAGGGCAUCUGGUGGACCGUGUUCUUCAUCUACACCAUCUACACGCUGCUGCCCGUGCGCAUGCGGGCUGCGGUUCUCAGCGGGGUGCUCCUGUCUGCGCUGCACCUGGCCAUUGCCCUGCGUACCAACGCCCAGGACAAGUUCUUGCUCAAGCAGCUGGUCUCCAACGUGCUCAUCUUUUCCUGCACCAACAUCGUGGGCGUCUGCACCCACUAUCCCGCCGAGGUCUCCCAGAGGCAGGCCUUCCAGGAGACCCGUGAGUGCAUCCAGGCACGGCUCCACUCACAGAGGGAGAACCAGCAGCAGGAGCGGCUCCUGCUGUCCGUCCUUCCCCGCCACGUUGCCAUGGAGAUGAAAGCAGACAUCAAUGCCAAGCAGGAGGAUAUGAUGUUCCAUAAGAUCUACAUCCAGAAGCACGACAACGUGAGCAUUCUGUUUGCUGACAUCGAGGGCUUCACCAGCCUGGCAUCCCAGUGCACUGCCCAGGAGCUGGUCAUGACCCUCAAUGAGCUCUUUGCUCGCUUCGACAAGCUGGCUGCGGAGAAUCACUGUUUACGCAUUAAGAUCCUGGGGGAUUGCUACUACUGCGUCUCGGGGCUGCCCGAAGCCAGAGCCGACCACGCCCACUGCUGUGUGGAGAUGGGCUUGGACAUGAUCGAGGCCAUCUCGUUGGUCCGGGAGGUAACAGGCGUGAACGUGAACAUGCGUGUGGGGAUUCACAGCGGCCGGGUACACUGCGGUGUCCUGGGCCUGAGAAAGUGGCAGUUUGACGUCUGGUCCAAUGACGUCACGCUGGCCAACCACAUGGAGGCUGGCGGCAAGGCAGGACGCAUCCACAUCACCAAGGCCACACUCAACUACCUGAACGGCGACUACGAGGUGGAGCCAGGCUGUGGGGGCGAACGCAAUGCCUACCUCAAGGAGCACAGCAUUGAGACCUUUCUCAUCCUGCGCUGCACCCAGAAGCGGAAAGAAGAGAAGGCCAUGAUUGCCAAGAUGAACCGCCAGAGAACCAACUCCAUUGGGCACAACCCGCCACCCUGGGGGGCCGAACGCCCCUUCUACAACCACCUGGGCGGCAACCAGGUCUCCAAGGAGAUGAAGCGAAUGGGCUUUGAAGACCCCAAGGACAAGAAUGCCCAGGAAAGUGCAAACCCCGAAGAUGAAGUGGACGAGUUUCUGGGCAGGGCAAUUGACGCCAGGAGCAUCGACAGGCUGCGGUCGGAGCAUGUCCGCAAGUUCCUUUUAACCUUCAGGGAGCCUGACUUAGAGAAGAAGUACUCCAAGCAAGUGGACGACCGCUUUGGUGCCUACGUGGCAUGUGCCUCGCUCGUCUUCCUCUUCAUCUGCUGUGUCCAGAUCACCAUCGUGCCCCACUCCAUGUUCAUGCUGAGCUUCUACCUGGCCUGUUUCCUGCUGCUGACCUUGGUGGUGUUUGUGUCUGUGAUCUACUCGUGCGUGAAGCUCUUCCCAAGUCCGCUGCAAACCCUGUCCAGGAAGAUUGUGCGCUCCAAGAUGAACAGCACCCUGGUUGGAGUGUUCACCAUCACCCUGGUCUUCCUGUCGGCUUUCGUCAACAUGUUCAUGUGUAACUCCAAGGACCUGCUGGGCUGCCUGGCAGUGGAGCACAACAUCAGCGCAGUCCAUGUCAAUGCAUGCCACGUGGUGGAGUCAGCCUUGAACUACAGCCUGGGAGAGGAGCGGGGCUUCUGCAGCAGCUCGAGGCCCAACUGCAACUUCCCCGAGUACUUCACCUACAGCGUGCUGCUCAGCCUGCUGGCCUGCUCCGUGUUCCUGCAGGUCAGCUGCAUUGGCAAGCUGGUGCUCAUGCUGGCCAUUGAGCUCAUCUACGUGCUCAUCGUCGAGGUGCCCGGAGUCACGCUCUUUGACAAUGCCGACCUGCUGGUCACCGCCAACGCCAUAGACAUCAGCAACAACGGGACCGCCCAAUGCCCGGAGCAUGCGACCAAAGUGGCACUGAAGGUGGUUACGCCCAUUAUCAUCUCCGUCUUUGUGCUGGCCCUGUACCUGCACGCCCAGCAGGUGGAGUCCACCGCCCGCCUGGACUUCCUCUGGAAACUGCAGGCCACCGAGGAGAAGGAGGAGAUGGAGGAGCUGCAGGCCUAUAACCGGCGCCUGCUGCACAACAUCUUGCCCAAGGAUGUGGCCGCUCACUUCCUGGCCCGCGAGCGGCGCAAUGAUGAGCUCUACUACCAGUCCUGCGAGUGCGUGGCCGUCAUGUUCGCCUCCAUCGCCAACUUCUCCGAGUUCUAUGUGGAGCUCGAGGCCAACAACGAGGGUGUUGAGUGCCUGCGGCUGCUCAAUGAAAUCAUCGCUGACUUUGACGAGAUCAUCAGCGAGGACCGCUUCAGGCAGCUGGAGAAGAUCAAGACCAUCGGCAGCACCUACAUGGCCGCCUCGGGCCUCAACGACUCCACCUACGACAAGGUGGGCAAGACCCACAUCAAGGCUCUGGCCGACUUUGCCAUGAAGCUGAUGGACCAGAUGAAGUACAUCAAUGAGCACUCCUUCAACAACUUCCAGAUGAAGAUUGGUCUCAACAUUGGCCCCGUGGUGGCCGGGGUGAUAGGGGCUCGCAAGCCUCAGUACGACAUCUGGGGCAACACGGUGAAUGUGGCCAGCCGUAUGGACAGCACUGGUGUGCCUGACCGCAUCCAGGUCACCACGGACAUGUACCAAGUGCUGGCCGCCAAUACAUACCAGCUGGAGUGCCGGGGUGUGGUCAAGGUCAAGGGCAAAGGCGAGAUGAUGACGUACUUCCUGAAUGGAGGGCCCCCGCUCAGUUAGCAGCGGCCA
Ochotona curzoniae (black-lipped pika) is the source of this 4421-nucleotide messenger RNA. RefSeq names its product adenylate cyclase 5 (gene ADCY5). Gene Ontology annotation, molecular function: adenylate cyclase activity. The transcript is spliced from 21 exons. The record is from RefSeq and is a predicted model, not a curated record. NCBI's taxonomy places the organism in Eukaryota, Metazoa, Chordata, Mammalia, Lagomorpha, Ochotonidae. The coding region runs from base 603 to 4412 and encodes 1269 amino acids. Gene Ontology annotation, biological process: intracellular signal transduction; adenylate cyclase-inhibiting G protein-coupled receptor signaling pathway; cAMP biosynthetic process. Gene Ontology annotation, cellular component: plasma membrane.